GCAGGAAGUGGGGGACGUUAUUUCACCAGGAGGAAGAAUUAAAGAGCUGCGCCAGUGAUUGGAGAAAAAUCCAAGCCUACGAUCUGGCGCUUCUCUGAUACUUGUUCGCAGUGUCUUUUCACCAGACUGUCUCCUAAAAAAUGUUCAUGGAGUAUUAGAUUUAAGGACCCUACACUUAAAUGUAGAGGGAAAAUAUGAUAGCAGCAUGUCACGGAAAACUAUUAUCCCACUUUUUAAACAGAAGAGUUUGAUGUCUGUAAGCAUUGUCAAAGUUUCAAAACCAUUCAAAGCUGCAAAAACAGCCAGUUUUGAAUUAGCAGUUUUACAAAGUAAGCUAUAUUUGGCCUACAGCAGUUUAGCUCCAUUUGUAAAGAGUGUAUUAGCUCAGACCACUUUUUGAAUAAUAUACAAUAGAUCAGAACUGAGCUAAAUUUACAUUUAUAGGCCUGAAAGACAGUAUCAAAAACAACCUGUUUUAAUUUAAGCAUAAAGUAAAAUUGGAAAUGAUUAUGUUAAAAUGAGUCAGGACUGUUUUUUUAUUUUGGUAGAUAAAACCACAUAUGUGGGUUUUGGGAAGAGAAUUACAAUACAUGUAAAAGUAGGGUACGAGCCCUUUAACAGGCUUGCUAAACAUAUGGCUGUGAGUGGUGAAGGAAAUAGCUAUGCUAUGCAGACAGAUGUUCCCACUUUUUUUAUCUAAGCAUAACCACAUGUAGUUGAAUUUUUGCUGUGUGUUAUGACAAACUAAUAUUCACCAUAGACGGUUGGUAUCCAUCACUAUUUACUCAUGCACUUAUACGUACAGUGUUAAUGGAUUGUACUUUUCUAAGUAUUUUUAAAUGGUAACACUUUUACACAGACUAACCUCAGGUGUUUUGGUGAAGAAAGGACUCUUGUUUUCAAUGUUGUAUUUUAGUCCUCCACAUUUAGUUAUAUACCUCACUUCUGAACUUUAGAAUUUACUGUAGAGCAGUAUGCUCUUUCAAAGAGAAGAAUAGAGCAAACUUCAGUUCCUAUGCUGAGAUACACUGCAAGUACUUAAAGGUUCCUGUGCAGUUCAACAGGAAGCCUAGUGCUGACCUGAUUCUCUUUAUCUGCGACUCAAGCAGCUUUUUGCUUUACUUGCCUUGCACUGAAGUGUGGUUUAGUUUCUUCUACUCACCUUUCAUAAAUUCAUAGUCUGCUUUGAAAAAAGAUAAACAGCAGAAAAAGGUUCUAAAAACCAACAGCACUGAUGUGUUAACAUGUGACUACCAUAAAUCAUAAUUCUAAGACACUAUUUUUCAUCUCUGUGUUAGAGAAGUCCUGGUAUGUACUGGUAGUGAGAAUGCAUAAUAAAUACAAUACUGUGCAAAAGUCAGAAAGAAAGUCAGAGAUGCCUAUAAUGCCUGGCGCACAGCCAUAUGGUCAACUAUCUAUGUGUUCUAUUUAAGGCACAAAAAGUUAUAAUGACCGUUAAGCGCUUUCAGUGUCCAAAGAGAUCAAAGCAACUGUUAAAUCAGGCCCUUAAAGGCUCUAUAUCAUGGAAAAAUACAUUUCCCUGUCUUUUUUAAAUAAUGGAUGUUGGAUGUUAUGUGUGAACAUUGCUAAAUGUUCAAAAUGUACCAUUCAUUCCCCAGUUCAUUUACAGGAAAAGCAAACAGAAGAACAAAAAAGCUGCUGUGAUCUCAGAACAGUGGACUGACCUCCUCAGAGUCCAGACCUCAACAUCUUUGAAUAUGUGUUGGGAUUAUUUGGAAUGUGAGACAAAUUGAUAAAAAAAAAAAAGAAUGAAGCAAAAAGCUGCUGGUGUUUAGAACAAUUCACUGACCACCCCAAAGUCCACACCUUACCAUCACUGAAUGCAUUUUAUUAAACUUGGAUCAUGAGAAGCAGGAAAUGCAACCAAGACUUGUAAGACUGAACUGGAGUACUAUAUAGAAUGGUUUUCUGAAGCUUUGUUGGCUAGAGGUCAUCAGAAAUCUACUGAAGAGGGUACACAGACAUUGUGUUUACUUACUGCACUGAGUUGCUCACACUUCAGUCACAUAAUAGCUGAAGCGACUGGCACACCUCAGGCAGUUGUACCAGCAUAAACCAGCAGUAGUGUUGGAAGCAAAGCCUGCUGAAAUCAGCUGUUUGUGCUCUAAAGUCAGGCCACUCAACUUUUGAAAAUGAACUGGACUUUUUUUCAGGGUCUUGUUAGUGGCGUCAACAAGUACUCGACAGCUUUUGGACGCAUCUGGCUGUCGGUGGUGUUCAUUUUCCGUCUGAUGGUGCUGCUGGUGGCAGCAGAGAAGGUGUGGGGCGAUGAGCAAAAGGACUUUGACUGCAACACCAGGGAGCCAGGCUGCCACAACGUCUGCUACGACCAUUUCUUCCCUGUGUCUCACUCCCGACUAUGGGCGCUGCAACUCAUCUUCGUCACCUGCCCUUCUCUCCUGGUGGUCCUGCAUGUGGCCUACAGGGAUGACCGUGAGAGGAAGCACCAGCUGAAGUAUGGUGAGGGCUGUACACACCUCUACCAAGACACCAGUAAGAAAAGAGGUGGACUGUGGUGGACAUAUCUCUUCAGCCUCAUAUUCAAGAUGUCAGUGGAUGCCAUCUUCAUCUUCCUCGUCUUCUACAUCUAUGAGGCUAACUUCUUUCCUUUGCUGGUGAGAUGUAACGUGCCUCCCUGUCCUCACGUGACAGACUGCUACAUUGGCCGCCCCACAGAGAAGCGCAUCUUUACAGUCUUCCUGGUGGUGAUCAGUUUAGUCUGCAUCUUGCUGACCCUGUGUGAGAUCUUGUACCUCGUUUGUAAGCGCUGCCAUGAAUGUGUCGUUUCACACAAGGUCAACAAACCAGAGAGCCAAAUCUCAACCAUCUCUUCUCUGGCUAGCAAACAUAAUCAAGAGAACAUGCAGGAUAAGUCUCUGUUAGACAAGGCUAACGGUCAUUCCCCCACUGAGGACAUAGGUUUUCCUGCUUAAAGCUUGGCCAUCUCUUGAACUGUGUCCAGAAGGUUCCAGAAAAUAUGAGACCAAGAAAGGUGACCAAAGACAAGGAAUUGUAUUCAAUUCAGUUUGUGUAAACUAUAGAGUUUGUGUGUGUGUGUGUGUGUGUGUGUGUGUUUGUAUUUGGCAAUGUUUCAAUGUCGUAAUGAGAAUAUUGAAUUAAUAUAAUCAUGUAUGAUAUGUAACUACUGUAACUGUAUGGAAAUUAUUAUAUUGUAAUAAA
Pygocentrus nattereri (red-bellied piranha) is the source of this 3201-nucleotide messenger RNA. Its product is annotated as gap junction beta-4 protein-like. The record is from RefSeq and is a predicted model, not a curated record. Bases 2154 to 2954 code for a protein of 266 amino acids. The transcript has 3 exons. Gene Ontology annotation, biological process: cell communication. Gene Ontology annotation, cellular component: connexin complex. Lineage: Eukaryota; Metazoa; Chordata; Actinopteri; Characiformes; Serrasalmidae.